UGUUCUGACAUUUAAUUUAUAAACAAAAUACAACACAAAAAUACAAAUAAUUAGUUUUAAGCAGAAACUAAAACUGAAAAAAAGUUAUUUGUUAUUAAUUUAAGACCACACCCAGUGCAAUCCGUGUUUUAAACUUUUUCAGUGCCAAAAGUGCUGCCGUUCUACAUUCUCGGACGGUGCACAAAAUUGAUUAGAAAAAAAGAAAGUACUCAGGCCCAGCCAGGCGAAAAUCUACCGCAGUCACGGCCUUGGGUGGACGGGAACGCAAGCUAGUUGACGCCAACGCACUGCCCCGCCCGCUUCGCACGCCCUCGCCCAGUCCUGAAUCGAAGUUAGUAGGUCAGUGUCGCGCCACGGCUGCAGAAGGCUCAAGGACAAUCCAGGAAGCAAGCCUGUACGCACACAACGAGGACGGCCAGAGCCAGGACAGCCACAAACAUACCAUCGGCUAUGAGACGCGUCCAUGGCUAACGAACGCAAGCAGUCAAGUCCCAAAGUGGAGUUGAUCAAACUGAGCCACGAGCUCAUCGAAGAGUGCAAACGCAGCCUCGAGUACUCCAUAUUGUCCCGUCACCUGCGGCACGAGCUAGAAAAGCUUUCACGCGACUCCCGUCGCGAGGUGGUGAGGAGACAGCGCAAUGGAUGCGCACCCCUGUUCAUUGCCAGCAGGCGAGGUGCUGUGGUCAUUGCCGAAUAUCUGAUAAGCAAGUGUGAGGCGGACAUCGAGCAGCGGGGCCAUUACGAGGUGCUCGAGGACAACAGCUUCCACUAUGUCUCUCCGUUGUGGGCGGCCGUCGUCUCCAACAGACUGUCGAUGGUCAAGUAUCUGGUGGACAUAGGCUCCGAUAUAAACGCCCCCUCCGACUCGGGCUCGACACCUGUACGGAGUGCAUGCUACAUGACGCAUACAGAAAUUGUCAAGUUUCUGGUGGAGAAUGGGGCCGACAUCAAGAGGCCAAAUGUGAAUGGCGGCACCUGUCUCAUCAAUUCCGUGCAAUCUGUCCAGCUCUGUUUGUAUUUGGUGCGCAAGGGUGCCGACAUCAAUGCGCGGGACAUACAGGACAAGACGGCGUUACACUAUGCCAUUCAGGAGCAUCGACUGGAUACCACCAAAAUGUUGAUAACGCAGGGGGCCGAUCCCUUUGCGACGAGUCGCUAUGGGGACGAUGCCUUGCGCACCGCCUGUCUCAAGGGAGCGCAUCAGAUAUUCGACUAUCUGAAAAAGGAAUUGAACUAUCCAUCUUUGCGACUGGCGGAGGCGCACGAACUGAUGGGCUCGACCUUUCUCGACGAGCACAACGAGUCGCGUGUAUGCAUACUGCACUGGCGCAUGGCCCACCAUAUACGGGCCGCCUGCACGCCGUAUAUUGAGAAGAAUCCCGCCGUCCCGUUGCGCAGUGCGUACAACAAUGCGGUGGAGUUUACCACACUGGAGGAGCUGGACAACAUUGCCACCGACAUGGAUGCGAUGCGCAUUCAGAGUCUGUUGAUCUGCGAGCGUAUCCUGGGCCUGACCCACAAGGAUAUGCUGUUCCGAUUGACCUUCAGGGGAGCCUCGUAUGCGGACUCCUUGCAGUUCCAGCGCUGCGUUGAUCUCUGGCGCUUUCUGCUCGAGGUGCGCGUGUCCAACUGGUCAAUUUUGCAUUUCGAGACCUGCUUUGCCGCACAGGCGCUGGUCCGCCUUCUGCUUGACCUGCAUGUGCAAAACGUCAGCAACAUACGCACUGAAGCACGGGCACGUUUCGUUCAGGACGACAAGGUUCUACCCAGGUUCGAGGAUGUGCUGGGCGUCUUUCGCACGCUAGCGGAGAGCGCUGUCCUUGUGAAGGCCUUGCUGAAGCAGCGACCAGUGUUUCGCAGGCAGCAGGAGAACUACGAUCGAGUGAUGCGCUGUCUGGCCCAUCUCAUCUACUUGCUGAUCAAUACCGUCCCAACAGAGCCACAGAACAAGCUGAUCUAUCAGGCCAUUCACGAAACGGUUGUCGUUGGCAAUUUGAGUAGUGCCAGCACCGCGGACACCCUGCUCCACCUGUGCGCCUCGCGUUUGAAUGUGAUCAAAAGCGGCUAUAUAACCGACGAUAACUUUGCCGAUAAGACUGUGUUUCCCAAUGCGGAUGUUAUCAAACUGCUAAUCGAGUGCGGCGUUGAUGUGAACAUCAAAAACGAAGCCAAAUCUACCCCCCUGCAUGUGGCAUGCCAGCCGUACAACUUCAACAAUGACAUUGUUAACUUGUUGCUCAAGUACGGAGCGGACAUCGAUCAGCCGAACCGUGCCGACAAGCGGCCUUACGACUUAAUUGCCUCCAAUCCCACCAGCACCAUUCCGCUGCUCAACUUUGUGACCCUGCAGUGCCUGGCAGCAACGGCCAUUAGUAAGCAUAAGAUACCCUAUCAGGGUCAGUUGCACCGACAGCUGGAACAGUUUGUGCGCAAUCACGAACCAUAAUCAGAUCAGAUCUGAACUGAUCGAAUCGGAUCGGAUCGUAUCGUCUUUGGCAAGCAAUUGUCAAGUUUUCAAGUCAAAAUUUUUGUAGGUUCCAGUUCUCCGGUUCGUCCCCCUCCCCACAUUAUAUCCUCUUCGGAUUGUCCAAAUUUCACCAGUGUGUCCGUAAUCUUUGUCUCACUCUAAAUUAAAUAUUUACAAAUAUAUCUACUGUUAAAUCGGCUUAAUGUAGAUUUAAACAAAAAAAAAACUCUAAACUCUAAAAAAAAACAAAAAAAACACCAACAAGCAACCAAGAAAUACACCAACCACAUAAAAUGUAUAAACGAAGAAGCAGUGUUUAAACGAUAAAAGUGAUAUAUAUAUAUACAUAUACAUACAUACAUA
This is a messenger RNA of Drosophila obscura, 2830 nucleotides long. It is a transcript of the gene m-cup, whose product is annotated as protein fem-1 homolog C. Bases 464 to 2446 code for a protein of 660 amino acids. The record is from RefSeq and is a predicted model, not a curated record. NCBI's taxonomy places the organism in Eukaryota, Metazoa, Arthropoda, Insecta, Diptera, Drosophilidae. Gene Ontology annotation, molecular function: protein binding. The transcript is spliced from 5 exons.